UAUGCGAUAAUCCUCAUGGCGCUGUACUGGUGUACAGAGUGUAUCCCCCUGGCUGUGACCGCCCUGCUACCAGUCAUUCUGUUCCCCAUGAUGGGCAUCAUGGAGUCAGGAGAGGUUUGUAUCCAGUACCUACAAGACUCCAACAUGCUCUUUUUGGGAGGGCUGCUGGUGGCCAUCGCUGUCGAGAACUGGAACCUGCACAGGAGGAUCGCCCUUCAAGUCCUGCUCGUUGUAGGAGUGAAGCCUUCUCUUCUGAUGAUUGGUUUCAUGAGCACCACAGCCUUCCUCUCCAUGUGGAUCAGUAACACGGCCUCAACAGCCAUGAUGCUGCCCAUUGCAAACGCUGUGCUGCAGCAGCUGUGUGACACAGAGGCCAACGCUGAAGCGAGGGAAGAUGCUCAUGAAAGGGAUAGGAGUCAGGAGAAUCAGGCAUUUGAGAUGAGCGAACAAGGCCAUGACAAGGGACUGAAGAGGGAGGAGUGGUACAAGAAGCUGUCGAAAGGCAUGAGCCUCAGUGUGUGUUACGCCGCCAGCAUCGGGGGCACAGCCACCCUCACUGGGACCACCCCCAACGUCAUCUUGAAGGGCCAGAUGGAUAAACUCUUUCCAGAUAAUGGAGGUAUUAUCACCUUUGCGAGUUGGUUCGGCUUCUCAUUCCCCAACAUGUUGCUCAUGCUUGUUAUCUCUUGGUUGUGGCUGCAAAUUGUGUUUUUGGGAUUCAACUUCAAAAAGUCCUUUGGAUGCGGCAACAGGAAAGCUGGUGACAGCGAAGCGUUCCAGGUGAUCAAAGAUGAAUAUAAGAAGCUGGGCCGUAUGAGCUUCGCUGAGGGCUGUGUGCUUACUAUCUUCAUUUUGCUCGUUGUCAUGUGGUUUACGAGGGAGCCUGGGUUCAUCCCGGGCUGGGCCACUGUCCUGUUCAACAAAGACAGGCCAUUCGUCACAGACGGCACUGUGGCCAUAUUAAUGUCUUCGCUCUUCUUCUGCAUCCCGUCCAAUCUGCCUAGAUGUUGGUCUAAUAAUGACAAGAGAAAUCAGUUAAAAAGAGCACCGGCUGAAGCCCCCUCUCCGCUGCUAACAUGGGACGUCGUCCAUGAAAAGAUGCCGUGGAACAUCCUCUUACUUCUUGGCGGAGGUUUUGCGUUGGCCCAUGGAAGUGAGGUAUCUGGACUCUCUACGUGGCUGGGAGACACUCUUGUUCCGCUGCAGAGCAUUCCUCCUUUCGCCAUCUCCAUCCUGCUGUGUCUGCUGGUGGCCAUGUUCACCGAAUGCUCCAGCAACACAGCCACCACCACACUCUUUCUACCAAUACUGGCCUCCAUGGCAACUGCCAUUAAGAUACACCCGCUGUACGUCAUGUUACCCUGCACCAUCUCUGCCUCGUUGGCUUUCAUGCUGCCCGUAGCCACGCCACCCAACGCCAUUGCCUUCUCCUACGGGAACCUCAAAGUUAUGGACAUGGCUAAGACUGGAUUCAUCCUGAACUUUGUUGGUGUCAUAACCAUCAACAUUGCCAUUAACACGUGGGGUGUGGCCAUGUUCGAUCUGAAUACGUUUCCCACAUGGGCUAAUGUCACCAAACCUCUGUGAACAUGAGCUCAGGAAAACAGAAACAGGGGAGAAAAAAGAGGGGAGAUGAACAAUAUCAGAACAGCCCGAUGUGCCCUGAGGCCUGUCCCUGAAGGCUGAUACAGGUUCCUCUCUGCAGCUUUCUGUCUCACAUCCUGACUCACACUGUGAGCUGUGUGUUCCUAAACCAGUAGGAAACACUGGGGAAUCAUUGUGUUCAUGUUUUGACUGAAGUGAGUUCA
Limanda limanda (common dab) is the source of this 1808-nucleotide messenger RNA. RefSeq names its product solute carrier family 13 member 2-like. Gene Ontology annotation, molecular function: transmembrane transporter activity. The transcript has 12 exons. Gene Ontology annotation, cellular component: membrane. The record is from RefSeq and is a predicted model, not a curated record. Gene Ontology annotation, biological process: monoatomic anion transmembrane transport. Bases 16 to 1587 code for a protein of 523 amino acids. Lineage: Eukaryota; Metazoa; Chordata; Actinopteri; Pleuronectiformes; Pleuronectidae.